AUGGCAACUUUAAAUGAGAAGAAGACCUGCAGCGAACGUAUGGCAGAUUUCCGUCGUUUUGUCUGGAAUCCAGAAACAAAGCUCUUCAUGGGAAGGACCUUAAUUAACUGGGUGUGGAUCAGCCUCUACUACCUGGCUUUCUACGUGGUGAUGUCGGGGCUGUUUGCACUCUCCAUUUACUGCUUAAUGAGGACCAUUAAUCCCUACGAGCCGGAUUACCAAGACCAGCUGAAAUCCCCAGGUGUCACCUUACGGCCGGAUGUUUAUGGGGACAGAGGACUAAAAAUCUAUUACAACGUGUCGGACAACAAAACCUGGGAAGGUUUAGUGACAACUCUUCACAAUUUUCUGGCAGCAUAUACACCAGCUGCUCAGCAUCUGAACAUCAACUGCACCAAUAAUACCUACUUCAUCCAGGACACCUUUGAUGGCCCAAAUAAAACAAAACUAUCCUGCAAAUUCACCGCAGACAUGCUUCAAAACUGCUCCGGCAUCACAGAUCCAACUUUUGGAUAUCCAGAAGGAAAGCCCUGCUUUAUUUUAAAAAUGAACAGGAUUAUCAAGUUUUUCCCCGGGAAUGGCACUGCACCAAGGGUGAACUGCUCCUAUGUGGGUGAGGAGGAGUCUCGCCCGCUGGACGUGGACUACUACCCUGUGAAUGGCACCUUCAACCUGCACUACUUCCCCUACUACGGGAAAAAGGCCCAGCCCAGCUACAGCAAUCCCUUGGUAGCUGUGAAAUUUCUCAACAUUACGAGGAAUGUAGAAUUUAAAAUAGUGUGCAAAAUCAUUGGAGCUGGAAUUACCUACAAUGUUCAUGAUCCGUAUGAAGGCAAAGUGGAAUUUAAACUGAAAAUAGAAGACUGA
Serinus canaria (Common canary) is the source of this 867-nucleotide messenger RNA. RefSeq names its product ATPase H+/K+ transporting subunit beta (gene ATP4B). The transcript is spliced from 7 exons. The record is from RefSeq and is a predicted model, not a curated record. Lineage: Eukaryota; Metazoa; Chordata; Aves; Passeriformes; Fringillidae. Gene Ontology annotation, cellular component: sodium:potassium-exchanging ATPase complex. Gene Ontology annotation, molecular function: ATPase activator activity. The coding region runs from base 1 to 867 and encodes 288 amino acids. Gene Ontology annotation, biological process: potassium ion import across plasma membrane; sodium ion export across plasma membrane; intracellular potassium ion homeostasis.